GGGAAGGGGUUGCCGUGGAGCCCACGAUCGGCUGAGAACGGGGCGCGGGACGCCGCGGUGGCGCGCGCGCGGAGGAGCGAUAGGAAGAGCGACGCGGACGCGAUCGCGCGGUUCAUCGAUGACGAGCUCGAUGAAUCGACUUCGGACGAGGUUUACGCGCCGAAGGCAGUCUUUGCAUCGUCGGUGCCGGAGGUGUCGGUCGCAGUGGCUGCGCCGCCGACCAAGCGGUCGCCGUGGGCGGCGCUCGUGAGUUAUCUGCGAUGCUGCGUCGCGGCGAGCUCGAGCUCGGAUAUCGAGUUUGAACUGGCAAAAGAUGGGCGCACGAACAAUGCGAGAGAAACACGGACGAGCCGAGAUCUUCGCGCGACGUGCAUUCCGUGCGUGGGCGACGACGCAAGCGGCGUGUGCGUCCCGAUCGGAUACGUCAUGCAUCAGGGUCCGCCGUUCAUCGAGGAACAAGACUGCGAAUGGGACGAAGUGCGUUGGCGCGCGCACGCGAGCGAGGUGGAUGAUGCCGUAAAAAACGGCCGGGACUUGCCCUCGACGCCGCCGCGCUACAAGCCAUGUCUAGUGCUUGAUUUAGACGAGACACUCGUGCACUCGAGCUUCAAGCCGGUGCCAAACAGCAACUUCAUCGUCCCGGUCGAGAUCGACGGAUCGAUGACGGACGUGUACGUGAUCAAACGGCCCUGGGUCGAUCAUUUUUUGCGCGAGGUUGCAAAAGAUUGGGAGAUUGUUGUCUUCACGGCGAGUGUGCCAAAGUAUGCGAAUCCCGUUUUGGAUCUCUUGGACACUACUAAAGUCGUGCGUUGGCGCUUGUUUCGAAAGCAUUGCUACGCGUUUCAGGGAAAUUACGUCAAGGAUCUCACCUGCCUCGGUAGGAACCUGAAACAGACCGUGAUAGUGGAUAACUCACCGUACUCGUACGUGUUUCAUCCACAGAACGCGUUCCCAGUGACGAGUUUCAUCGACGAUCCGAACGACAACGAGUUGUUAAACGCUAUCCCUUACCUGCGAGAGCUGGCGCGAAGUUCCGACGUGCGAGACGGCUUGAAGCGUACGCGCUCUGUCUCUCACAGAAAAUCUUACUUCGGCCGCAAAGGUAUCGAUGCGCCCACGCUCGACAGAUUUGGCAUCCCCGUCGCUCAGUGA
This is a messenger RNA of Ostreococcus tauri, 1152 nucleotides long. RefSeq names its product NLI interacting factor. The annotation marks the transcript as partial. The transcript has a single exon. The record is from RefSeq and is a predicted model, not a curated record. Gene Ontology annotation, molecular function: phosphoprotein phosphatase activity. NCBI's taxonomy places the organism in Eukaryota, Viridiplantae, Chlorophyta, Mamiellophyceae, Mamiellales, Bathycoccaceae.